Messenger RNA from Lytechinus pictus (painted urchin), 6032 nucleotides. RefSeq names its product zinc finger protein 729-like. The record is from RefSeq and is a predicted model, not a curated record. Lineage: Eukaryota; Metazoa; Echinodermata; Echinoidea; Temnopleuroida; Toxopneustidae. The coding region runs from base 309 to 2480 and encodes 723 amino acids. The transcript has 2 exons.
UUUCAAUCAGGGUCUGUGCCUGCAGACUACUAACGCUUUUAUAUAGUGCGAACUACGAUGAUUACAAAUGUUAGUCAUAAUUUUAUGUUACUGAUCGAUCUUCUGCCGAAGUAAAGAUUGAAGAGUGAUGUUUAUCCAGAUCGUGGCAAAUCCAGACUGAACUUUGUGGGUAAUUAUCAAGCAACUUUGCCGCAACUAUAUUUCUCACAUGGGCUGGGGGAUCAAAUGUUGCCUUCCUCGGCAGCUGAGACUGAUGCCUACUUACCUACAGUACCGGUUUCAUUUUGAGAACCCUGGCAUAGUACAGCAUGGAUUCAAUUGAGAGUUCUGCAUACACUGUUAUCUUGAUUGAAUCUGAUGAAUGGGAGAUACAAGAUGCUUGUGAACAAGCAGAAGAAGAUGGAUGUAGUCCAGGAAUGGAAGACCAGAGUGGCACAGAUUCUCUCAAUUAUUUGAAAGCUGUAUUGAUUGAAGAAGUUGACAGUCGUGGACACGAGACUGAUUCUUCAAAGGUCACCAUCCCUGCAGGAGGACAAGUUGAAGAGAGUUUUCUACCUGUUGUACAGAGUAAUCUAGGACAAACAGAAUUGACUGAAAGUGAUGACAACAACUGUGUAUCUGUUGCAGAUCCUUUAUCACCAUCACAGUCAAUGCUCAUGUGUUCAGAGGUGAUCAUAGGAGCAGAUGUUGAUGAUCAAGGACAGAAUGAUCUGAGGAGAAUAGAAGGAGAAUCAAGAGAGUUACCACAUCAACUAUCAGUCCUUCAGGCCGAGGAUGUAGUGAGUUCUCCAGAUAUUUUGAUCCAAGAUGGCUCAUCAUCAGAUAUAUUACCGAAACCAAAUAAUGACCUGAUAUCUGAAACUGGAAUUAAGCAUGCAGUGACAUUCAAGUGCAGUCUGUGUGCAAAGGUUUUCAGGUCUGAGAGCAGUUUCCUGCGACACAAGAAUGUACAUCGGCUGAAUAGUCGUAGACCUGUCACACAGGUGCCACAAUCGGACAUUCAUUACAUUGAUGGACCAAGGAAGAAGGAUCAUCUGAAGAAUCAAGAAGAGUUUGGCUGGACCAUUAAUUUACACAAGAAUAACAGUGAUGGGCUUGAGGCUCAAAGCAAAAGGAGAGGAAGUCAUCAAGAAGAUCCCAAAUCUUUAAAAAUGGAAACAUCAGACAGUGCAACAAAAUCUAGUCCAUCUGUGGAGAGCAUAUCGUCAUCAAAAAGAAUGUCAGAAUCACAGGUGGAUGAAAAGAAACAAGUGAAUAUAAAUGUGCCAAAACCUGACGACGUUCAUGAAACGAACAAAACUUUAUCUUGUGGUCUGUGUGUUGAAGGUUUCUCAAGCUCUGCUGAACUGGAUACACACAUGAUGAUACAUUCAAGUUUCAGCUGGGAUGAAAAUGGUGGGUUGACUUUUCCAUCCAAUGCAGAACGGAAGUCUAGGAAGCAAAAAAUCAAUGAUGCUGUGCAGAUGGCAAAAGCAGGAUUUGGGAAGCAUCAUUUUCCUUGCAAUCUUUGUGGUAAGGUGUUUUCACGCCAAGCACAGCUUAAGUUUCAUCUGAUCUCACAUUCAGACGUCAGUUGUGUAUUGUGUGAUGGGUUGACAUUCGCUACAAGCGAAGAAUUGAAAAUUCAUUUGAAGACACAUUUUGGAAGUAAAAAGCCUCGAAAGAAACGUGACAGACAACGAUUGUCUUGUAACAUUUGUAAUAAAGAUUUUGCUCAUCCACAUCAGCUGCGUAAGCAUUUGUCUUUGAAAUCUUGUGUUCCUGAUAAGUCUGUUAUGACAGUACAGCAUACGGGCUUUGAACAUUCGGUCACAGAAGGCUUUAGCAAGUCCCCCCAGAAGGUAAAUAAUCACUUUUCUUGCAGUAUUUCCGAUGGUUGGAUAUCCUGUGAAACUAGAAAGGCCACGAAGCAUACUGCCAAUGAGCAUACAUGUAAGACUGUACAGAGUGGCCAUUCUAAGACACGGCCAUCAAAAGGACAAAGUAAGCAACCUCAAGGACAAAUCAAGACACUAAAGGUGAUACCUGCUCAAAGACAGCUUGCUAAGAAAAGGCGCAAGCAUUCAGCUACAAAACAGACCUCUAUGACCAGUCAAGAAAUGACCUCAGAUUCUGUGGGAAGCAUUGAUAGAGCCUUUCCAUGUUACCUGUGUGGUGUAGAGUUCUUAAAGCCGGCUGAACUUGAGCUUCAUAUCCAUUUGCAUUCAGCCUACAACUGUGAACAAUGUGAUGGUUUGACAUUUGCUUCUAGUGAAGAAUUAAGAUCUCAUAUGCUUAAUGGUAUCCAUGCUAUGCAGUUGAAAUGUCCUGUCUGUAAGGCAAUGUAUGCUUCUCAAAGUAGUCUAUCAGAUCAUAUUGCAACCCAUUCAGAUAGUACCCCAAGCGUAUGUGAAUAUUGUUCUUCUACCUUUCACUCAUUGAAAUCUUUGAAAAUACAUCAAAUCAUGGACCAUCCUAAUUCUAAAGUUAAUAAAAACUGAUGAAAUGUUUGAAAGUUAAUUUGAUGUUAAGUACAGUAUACAAAAUAAUUCAUAGAUACACUGUAAAGCUGUACGAUUGAUUUUGGACUAUUGCUCAUGAUAAAAUUAGCCCUAUGAUCAAUCGCUAAGCUUAAGGUAUAAGGUAAGUUCGACUUAAGAGUCACUUGAAUUCUAGUUGUGUAUAGAACACAUCACUGCAUUGGCCAGAUCAUGUGACAUGUUCUACAUAGACCUCAAUCAGAUUACGUGUUAAAUAAUCUGUUCUUGGGCAUUAGCAUGACUCUUAACACCCCCUGCUGGCAUGAAAAGUGUCAACUGAGGAAAUGAGGUGAUUAAUUAAGGUCCACUUAACAAACAUAUUUUUGUGCAAUAAUUACUAUUUCUAGGAAUAAGGGAUUGUAAAAAUUAUGAUAAAUAGCAGGGUGCUACAUAACUUUUUAGAUGAACUUGCCCUGUUGGGCAAGUAAAUUUUUAAAUAGUUGGAAUAUACUUGCCUGAAAUCUAUUUCACUUGCCCGAAAAAAUCCUUGAAAAUUUUUUUACUUCUUCAAAAAGAAAAAAUUAUGGUUUUAGAAACCAUUGACCUUUUUUCUCUCUUUUGACAUGAACUGAUGUACCUCGUUCUUGCAUUUUUUUUUACAAAGUGAUUUUAUCUUGCCCGCCAUGACCAAAUUUAGGGUCGGUAUAUCAUAUCGACCCUAAUUUUGGUAAUUCUACUGUGAGAGUUUUGCUUGCCCAACUCGGGCAAGUAGUUUUGGUCUUUACUUCAAAACACUUGCCCGACUAUAAUUUUUACUUGCCCCGGGCAAUCGGGCAAGUGCUUAUGUAGCACCCUGUUAAUAGGCUUUAUUUGCAAACUCAGCACAGAUAUAGAAUGUGCAGUGUAAGUGCAAACUCGAGAAGCAGGCUUUCUGAAUAUUAGUUCGUAUAUAUACAAUGGUCUCAGUUUAUGCAUACGAACAGAAAAGUUAUCGUAAGUCUGUGUGAAAGUAAAGGCCCGGUCCCACUGCACUUACAGAUGCAAAGAGAAUGUAAAACAGAAAAAAUUGUGCCAUCUGUUGUUGGAAAACGCUAUGCAUCCAUUGUGUACUCAUAAUUAUUAUUUGUUUGGCGUCACCUGGCUUGGGAGGCGAAAAGCGAACUGAAUCACUGUGACCCGCAGGUCUCUCCUGCCAAUGUAACUGAUUGGGGGGAGUGCAGGUGGACCACUACACCGGGGUUUCCCCCUACUCUUAUACGAAUAUUGCAGUGGGUUCUUAAUGUGCCAAGGUGGUGACCCUCUACACGGGCCUCCAUUUAACGUCCUAUCCGAGGGACGGAGUGUUUUCCAUUGUAACAUAGCCUGCAUCUCAUUGCAUAUGUGCUUCAUACACUCUAUCCAUCGAGCAUCCGUCCACUGUGAUUUUAUCCGCGCAAAAAGAUUUGAGCUGCACAAAACUUUUAGAACGGAUGAACUUUCCACCGGGUAUGAUGUAAAUCUGCAACAAACGUUCUAUUCCAUUAUCUGUUAAACGUCCUCUGUAUCCUCACUGCAUCCUCUGGACAUCCACUCAACUCAGAUCCACUGAAGCUGAACAACAGAAAGAGGGAGGAAAGAUAAGGUACAUGGAACGUCUAUACAUCGUUAGUAGCACAGAAAUAGAAAGUAGUAUAUGCAUCUCAUAAAUAAAGCAUUCAAAACCCCUGGAAACCCCUUCGGAGCUGUCACCCACUUCCAUUCGUUUUCAUCCACAAGGUUUCCGAUGAAUAACCAUUUAACAUUUGCUCUACAUACUACCCACGUCCAUUCUUUUUUGUUGUUUUGCAAAUUUUUCGCCAAUUUUGUCCCAUUUCUGGAGGGGAUGAAAACGGAUGGAACCAUCCGCGAAAUUUCUGCUGUGUCCUUUAUGAUUACAUUUUGUAUCCGUCGGCCAGUGGGACCAGGCCUUAUCUAUGUUUACAUGUAUGAGUUUCAAAUUAUCAUUGGAUUAUCUCAUUUGUCUGAAUGUUCCUGUACAGUGUACCUGUAUUUAAAAGUUGACUCCAAAACAGAGUUGAUUUAAUUCAUUGGAGAAAAUUGUAGGGAAAAGCAUGCCAUGAAGCAAAUGCAUAUGUAACAAUGAGAAAUUUAAGGGAUGCCAUGACUAUUUUACAACCAAUAUUAAUUAAUUUUACAGCAUUGUUUUCUGUUUAAAUCAACCUCUUGGGGGUCGACUUAGCCUUGGAUAUUUUUUGUGUUAAAUAUUCUGCAUUGAAAUUUUGCAGAUCAUGAUGUCAAUCUAGAUACAUAGGGAUCAUCAUCAACCCUUCUGUCAAUACUAGUGGAAUCUUUGUUUCAUGAAUCAUGUAUAUGAACUGCCUUUUUGAUGCCCAGUCUUGUCCAAAUUACAACUCUCUCUUAAAACAGUUUGAAAGUGUUGUCACCGUGCGAAGGAUAUCUAAAAUACAUUGUUUCUCAAGCAGUAACAUUUUGAUUUUUAACUUUUGCUUCUUUACUUUUGUUUCACAAUGAUGGGGUAGUUUUGCUUGUGAAUGUACAAAAUAAUUCUGAAGACUGGGAUACACUACUUGAUGAAUUGUGAUCUGAUUUUCAAAGAAAUGUCAAUAGCAUUGUGUAUGAAUAUUUCAACCUAUCAAAUCUGAAUGCUAAAAUUUCAAAAAUAGUGGUAUGGAUAUUCAAUUCAAUAUUCCAUUCUAUUCUGAGCCUCCCUGUAGGAAUAAAAAAAAAAUUCCAUUCCAAAUCAUAGUGACUUCAUCAUUGGCUGUGACUUGAAGCCGAGUUGAAUUUUACUCUAACCACAAAGCUUGCAUCAAAGCAGAAUGAUUUGAUUAUUCCUUGCAUUAUGCUGAACUUCAUUCAAUAUAAUUUUAUUUUUAGGAACUUUCAUUGUAGUCAGAUCUUGUAGUAUGUGACAGGCUUAAAUGGGUACUCUAGGCUGAAAUAAUAUGAUUUGAACGGAUAAGUAGUGCGACAGGCUUAAAGGGGUACAUAACAUAUGCAAUUUUAUCAAAAUAGGACAAGGAAUAACAUGACAUUUUAAAUAUUUGCACUAACAGAAGAUGUUUUGCACAUCUUCAUGAAUAUGCAAUGAUCAAGCUAAUGAUGUCAUAUACCCAUUAAUUCUUUUGUAUUUUAUUAUUUGAAAUUAUAUUUCAAUUCAAUUGUUUUAUUUUUCCACUUUCAAUUUCAUAUUUACAAUAGUAACAUAAUCACAUUUCUUCAAAUUUUGUUCUCCAAAUAUGAUUAAAAAUGGAUAGACAACUUAUUUCAUGUUUACACAUUUAUAAUAACUGCAACUUAUUUUGUACAAGAGAUCAUGUAUGAAAAUAUGAAACAAUGAUUUCAUGUAAUAACUUAAAAGGGAAAGCCGGGAUAUGACAUCAUCAGCCCUCAUGACUUUGAUCAUGUAACUAUUUUCACGAAAUAUUUCCAAAUUUAAAAUGUCAUACCUUUGUUAUUCCUUGUCUGAAUUUGAUGGAAUUUCAGCGUUUUGCUUGCUAAAUUUUUUCUUGUGUUUAUAAUUAUUUUCAGCCUUGAGUUUAAUCAAAAUUAAAAAGUUCAAAGGAAAGUGAA